AUGUCAGACGAAGAAUUUAUCAUGGACGAUGCGGCGGAUGAGGAUUACGACUUUGAGUACGAAGAAGACGAUGACCUCGAUGAUGCCGAUGCAGAUAUCGAAAACCGCUACUACAACGCCAAAAACAUCAGAGAUUCUGACCCGGACGGCGCGAUACAGGAGCUCAAGGCGGUGGUCCAAGCUGAAAAGGAAAAGGGCGACUGGGGCUUCAAAGCUCUUAAACAAAUGACCAAGAUCAACUUCCAUCGAGGACAUCAUGUAGAGGCUCUCGAUACGUAUACACAGCUGCUCUCAUAUACAAAGAGUGCGGUCACGCGCAACUAUUCGGAAAAGUCAAUCAACAACAUCCUCGACUAUGUCUCGAAUGCUACCGACGUUGGCCUCUCAACGAUGCAGUCCUUCUACGACGUCACCAAGUCUGCGUUGGAGGACGCCCGAAACGACCGACUCUCUGUCAAGACAGACCUGAAGCUCGCACGAAUCUGGCUGGCGCGUAAAGAGUGGGGCCGUCUUGCAAAGUCGCUCAAGCAGCUGCACGCCUAUUGCACAAGCAAGGAUGGUAGCGACGAUCAGUCCAAAGGCACUAUUCUGCUCGAGAUCUUUGCUCUCGAGAUCCAGAUGUACGGCGAGGUCGGCAACUUUAAGAAGCUCAAGGAGGUCUACAACUCUACGCUGCAGGUCAAGAGCGCCAUUCCGCAUCCGCGCAUCAUGGGUGUCAUCCGCGAGUGCGGUGGCAAGAUGCACAUGUCAGAAAAGAACUGGGCCGCCGCGCAGGUCGAUUUCUUCCAGGCUUUCCUCAACUACGAUGAGGCCGGAAGCACGCAACGAAUCCAGGUGCUUAAGUACCUCGUGCUUGCUCACAUGCUCAUGGGGAGCGAUAUCAACCCAUUCGACUCGCAGGAAACCAAACCUUACAAGAACGAUCCCGAGAUCGUUGCCAUGACCAAUCUCGUUGCCGCGUACCAGCGCCGAGAAGUGCACGAGGCCGAAAAGAUCCUGCGCGAGAACAAGCGCACCAUCCUCGAAGACUCGUUCAUCAAAGCCUACAUUGACGACGUUUUGCGUGGACUCCGCACGCAGUAUCUGAUCGACACGAUCAAGCCAUAUUCGCGCAUGCAGCUCGGAUACCUGGCUCAGCAGCUCAAUAUAAGCGUUGAUCAAGUUGAGGAUCUGCUCAUGUCGCUCAUCCUCGACGAAAUCAUCAAGGCCCGGAUCGACCAGGUAGGACAGUACGUCGAACUCGAUCGCAGCGCCAACAGCUCCGGAAAACCGCGGUAUCAAGCCCUUGGCAAAUGGAACGUCGAGCUGGAUCGACUUGGAUCCUCGGUUCAUGUUAAGCAUGCAGCCGGGGCCGGAAGUGGGUCCGGUACCAACCUCGGCGGGUCUUUUCUGCGGAUGGGCAUAGGGCUUGGUGGCACAGCGCCUGGCUUGGGCCCAUCUCUUCGUUAA
Mycosarcoma maydis (corn smut) is the source of this 1449-nucleotide messenger RNA. Its product is annotated as putative COP9 signalosome complex, subunit 2. Gene Ontology annotation, biological process: protein deneddylation. NCBI's taxonomy places the organism in Eukaryota, Fungi, Basidiomycota, Ustilaginomycetes, Ustilaginales. The record is from RefSeq and is a predicted model, not a curated record. Gene Ontology annotation, cellular component: COP9 signalosome. The coding region runs from base 1 to 1449 and encodes 482 amino acids. The transcript has a single exon.